Molecule: messenger RNA, 995 nt
Organism: Asparagus officinalis (garden asparagus)
Lineage: Eukaryota; Viridiplantae; Streptophyta; Magnoliopsida; Asparagales; Asparagaceae
Product: 3-oxoacyl-[acyl-carrier-protein] reductase FabG-like
Exons: 3
Coding region: 71-886 (271 amino acids)
Molecular function (GO): oxidoreductase activity
Source: RefSeq, a predicted model, not a curated record
CCUUUUAGCCCAGGUAAUAAUACCUUGAACAAGUCGUAAAUAUUCGGGUAACCUAAAUUAGCAAACCUCAAUGUCGGCGGCGGAGCCCAGAGUUGUCAUGGUGACCGGAGCUUCCUCCGGCAUCGGCCGAGAAGUCUGCAUCGACCUCGCUGAAGCCGGAUUCAGAAUCGUCGCCGCCGCUCGAAGAACCGAUCGCCUCAGAUCUCUCUGCGACGAGAUUAACGGGUUCGGAUCCGAGUCCGGGUCCGAUAAGGCGCGAGCGGUGCCCGUUGAGCUCGAUGUGAGCGCGGAGAGCUCGUCGAUUGAGGGUUCAGUGGAGAAAGCGUGGGCGGCCUGGGGAAAGAUUGAUGUUUUGGUUAAUAAUGCUGGAAUUCGAGGUGGUGUACAUGCUGCACUUGACUGGUCUGAAGAGGAAUGGAAUAGUAACAUAAGGACUAACCUGACUGGAUUAUGGCUAGUGUCCAAGCAUGUUUGUAGAAGAAUGCGCGACGCGGAAGUUGAAGGGUCAGUGAUCAACAUCUCAUCUGUUGCUGGCCUCGAGCGUGGGCAAGUGCAUGGUGCGAUUGCCUACAGCGCUUCAAAGACAGCGGUUACUGCCGUUACGAGGGUGAUGGCAUUGGAGCUUGGACGGUACAAUAUUAGAGUGAAUGCAAUUGCUCCAGGGUUGUUCAAAUCUGAGAUCACCAAAGGCCUAAUGAGUAAAGAUUGGUUAAAAAAUGUGGCCAUGAAGACUGUUCCAUUGAAAACUUUUGGCACAACUGAUCCAGCGAUGACAUCUCUUGUUCGGUAUCUAAUCCAUGACUCCUCUAAGUAUGUGACCGGUAAUACCUUCAUCGUGGAUGCUGGGGCCACCGUCAGUGGUGUUCCCAUCUUCUCCUCCCUUUGAUUUUUUGUAUAUAUACUCACAUUAUUUGUUUAUGUCAGAUCUCCGUUGUGAUGUUUGUAUCAAUGAUAAUCACUACAGAGUGUUAUUUGCUGAAUUCCUUUUCAUUCAA